AUGGCUGACCCGGAGGGACUCGAGGACGAUCUCUUCGCGGAUCUUUACGAUGCCGACGAAUCCACAAACCGCGCAACUUCCGCGGUCGAGGCUCCAAAGCCCGCAGAGCCUGUCCCGGCAGCAGUCCCUGCACAGCCUGUCCACGAGUCCGCCGUCCCGAGCUAUGAUCCUUCGCCCGUGGACACAUACCCCACACACGCCGCUCCCCAGCAAGACUACAAUGCAGGUGGCUAUAACGGAGCGGAUCAUGGCCAAACCCAGCACCCCGCGGUGGGACACCCGGUGGAGCAUGAGGAGCCUCGAUCAGGAACGGGAAUCAAGGAAGACGGGUAA
Molecule: messenger RNA, 333 nt
Organism: Penicillium cataractarum
Lineage: Eukaryota; Fungi; Ascomycota; Eurotiomycetes; Eurotiales; Aspergillaceae
Product: RNA-binding protein
Exons: 2
Coding region: 1-333 (110 amino acids)
Source: RefSeq, a predicted model, not a curated record